This is a messenger RNA of Notothenia coriiceps (black rockcod), 2055 nucleotides long. Its product is annotated as FYVE and coiled-coil domain-containing protein 1-like. The record is from RefSeq and is a predicted model, not a curated record. Gene Ontology annotation, cellular component: autophagosome; late endosome; lysosome. The coding region runs from base 1 to 447 and encodes 148 amino acids. The transcript has 4 exons. Lineage: Eukaryota; Metazoa; Chordata; Actinopteri; Perciformes; Nototheniidae. Gene Ontology annotation, biological process: positive regulation of autophagosome maturation; plus-end-directed vesicle transport along microtubule.
AUGAAGAUCACUGUGGUCUUGGCUUCUGGCUUUAAAGCGUUUGUUAAACUGACCGAGAGACUCGGUUUAGAUGCCACUGAAACUCAUUUGAAAUGGUGUCUUAUUGCAGGAUGGCUGUCCCGUCUCAGCAUGACGACUAUUUCUGGGUUUGGUGAAGAGGAUCCCGGGAGCUCUUCAUCAAAUCCAGCUGUUAGCAGUGGAUCCUGUGUCGUUUACAGGGCAUCAGCUGAUGUUCAUGUGAAACAGUCAAAGGUCCUGAUUCCUCUGACUCGCUGCAAUUCCCAUAAAGAGACAAUUCAGGGACAGCUGAAAGUCCGAAACGCCGGCCUCUACACACUCAUCUUUGACAACUCCUACUCACGGUUUAUCUCCAAGAAGGUCUUCUACCAUCUGACCAUGGAGAGACCCAUCAUCUACGAUGGAAGUGACUCCCCUGAACAUGGAUGAUAUAAAGGAUCUCAAAGAUGGCAAAUUCAACGACAGUUCCUAAUUAAUAUGAUUUUAUUUUACCUCUUUUUCUCCAAAUCAGUUUUUACCCAAGUAUUUUAUGUCUCCAUUUUUGAUUGUGUUAUUUAAGUCUGUGGUCUUGUUGUUUUUAGGUGUCCCCAUGUUUUAACUGUGGCCUAAGUGAAGUGUUGUCAACAAGAUGGAAACGUUUCUGAAGGAAACAGAAAGACAAAUGUUUUUAUAGAUGUCCACCAAGUAAUAUACAAUAUGUACUCCAAGUUUGGUUAGCUUUUGGUUUAGUUUGAGACCUUUUUUGUCUUUCUUUUAUUUUUGCCAGUCUUACUAUUGGUCUCUCUUUUCCCAAACAUGCUGUCACGUUAGGGAAUGCAGUAGUAUCAGCGUAUGCAAUAUGAUAAAGAAUGUAUGGUAAGUAUUUAUUGGCAAAAGACCCAAGACAUAUUUUAUUUUAAUUGACAAAGUACGGUCAGUUGUUGUGCAAUCUUUUAAAUCAAAGAAUUCAAAGCAGAAAGCUGCAGACAAAAGGUUUGCUCCUGGCUUUAUUAACGACCCUGUCUGAACACUAUGUUUGCACUUUGCUAGCGCAGGAAUAUACAAAAGUAGAAACUAGAAACUGACCCGGAAAAUUACAAUAUCUGUUUUAUAAGAAACCGUAUAAACUUUGUGCAGAUCUCAGGAGUGGGACGUUGAAGUGUCCUCUAUUUGUAGCAUGUCCUUAUUUGUAAUGUUUUUGGGAAAGAGAAAGAAGAAAAACUGCCAUCUUUGUUUCUGUGUCAGGAGAAUACAAAUCAGCUUUCUCCAUCCAGUUUAUAGGACCUCAUUAAGCGGAGUGCCUGCACCUACACAGGCUGACUGGUGUCAUUACAAUGACAUUCACUAAAAGUAUAUUAAAAACUGUCAGCUAAUCAGCUACUGUACUUCUAAAGUGCCUAUUAUCUCUGAUGGCCAGGGAUUACUUUGCUUUUGUAGCAUCGACAUUAAACAUGACACUUGGUACGAGUUGAUACCGUUCUGUAAAAACGUAAUCCCAGUGACAUUCAAAUCACAAAUCACACAUCAGCAUUUGUUUUAAGUUUGACUUUCAUUUGGAUUCUAUUGUAAUCCCUGGCAUCUCGUUUAGGAAACCCUUUUCAAUGUACUCUCGAUGAUCAAAUGGCUUUUAUUAUGUUUUAAUGUUUCUUUUAAAGCAAAGUAAUGAGAAAAGAAUGAUCCAGCUCAAUCUCGGGUAAAUCCGUACACUACUUUAAAAGGCAAGGGCUAAUCUCUGUGUUGAUGAAAUCUUUUCUAGCUUCAAGAUCUCUUAUAUUUUUAAUGGGUAUAUAUUUGUGCAAUUUCUAUGCAAAGGCUCAUAUUUUCAUUACAGAGCUGCACUUUGUGAUAAUCACUUUACAAUUUGUCACAAACAAUACUGAUUAUACUGUAUACAAUACUGUUCAGUUUACAGUAUCUUUGUCAGAUUUUUGUACUUGCCGAUUUUAAAGGAUCAUUUUUGCAGAAGUGUAAUAUGCUUGAAUCAUAACUACAGGCACUCAGUGUGACUCUAAUAGACCUGUCAAACAUCCAGUAAACAUGAAUAAAAUGUGAGAUCGA